Messenger RNA from Papaver somniferum (opium poppy), 1784 nucleotides. RefSeq lists its product as uncharacterized. The record is from RefSeq and is a predicted model, not a curated record. Bases 139 to 1554 code for a protein of 471 amino acids. NCBI's taxonomy places the organism in Eukaryota, Viridiplantae, Streptophyta, Magnoliopsida, Ranunculales, Papaveraceae. The transcript is spliced from 6 exons.
UGAAGAAAUAUAGAAGUUGACGUGAACCAGACAGCAGCAGUCAUGGAAGAAAGCUACUCUCUCAAGUGCAGUGAUAUCUAGAACUCUACAGUGUAGUGAAGUGAAGAUAAUUUCUCUGAUAAAAGAAAGAAACUCCAAAUGGAUUACGAAAGGAUCGACAAAAAUCAGGUUUCUACGGGAGGAGGAUUUUCUCCAGCGAAGCUAAGGAGUAUGUUACUUGGGGUAGAGAAGAAGAGAAAGGAAGAGGAACAAGUUGUUUCGAAGUUGUCACUGAGAUCUGAACUGGAUGAGAUUGAGGACAGAGACAAUUUCAAGGAUGUAGAUAUUGUUAGUGAAAUUCCUGGAUGCUCUACUGAUAUGACCGCGGAACGUAGAUUAAAUGAGCAGAAUGUAUUAAAUUCAAGAGUUAGAUCUCAAGAAGAUGGUUCUUUGGAGUAUGAUAGCGGAUACGAUAGUGCAAACAUGUCCUCUAUUUUUGAGUUCCAAAAAUCGGAAAAAGCAGCACCACAUAGAGCUGCUCCAUUCUCAUCAUUAUCAAAACCGGCACCUUCAAAAUGGGAUGAUGCUCAAAAGUGGAUAGCAAGUCCUACUUCAAACAGGUCAAAAACAGGACAAUCCCAAGCUCAAACCGCGGGAUCUCGAAAGACUGGUUUUCUUGGUUAUGGGAGCCGGCAAACAUCAAUGAAGGUUGUAACUGAAGUUCCAGAGCAGAGAUCUUUUGCAAUGGAUGAAGCAGAUACUAAGAGGAUUGAUCCUAGUCAACAAGUUAGUCUUAGCCGGCACGACUCAUCCAUAUCUGUACAUAGCGCAACUACAUUUAUUCCACCUCCAUCAACAGUUAGAUCUGUGUCCAUGAGAGAUAUGGGUACAGAAAUGACUCCAAUUGCUAGCCAGGAGCCUUCUAGGAACGGAACUCCUGUAAGAGCAACAUCACCUACACGAAGUCCCACGUCAUCUAGGCCAGCCUCUCCUGGAAGGGCUCAACCUGUUUCAUCUUCUUUCCAAACAGAAGAUUUUCAGGUUGAUAAUAACCAUGCAGAGUUGUCUGAGAAAGAACUGCAAAAGAAAACUAGAAGAGAAAUAAUGGCACUUGGAGAGCAGCUUGGGAAGCUGAAUAUUGCUGCCUGGGCAAGCAAAGAAGGGGAUGACAAAGAUGCAUCUACUUCAUUUAAGACUGUUGGUGUGAAUCAGAUUCCUAAAAGUGUUGUUGAGACCCGUGCAACGGCUUGGGAAGAAGCAGAGAAAGCCAAAUAUAUGGCCAGGUAUAAACGUGAAGAGAUCAAAAUAGAAGCAUGGGAAAAUCAUCAAAAAGCAAAGACAGAAGCUGAGAUGAGAAAAGUCGAGGUUGAAGUGGAAAGGAUGAGAACACAAGCUCAUGAUAAGCUGAUGAACAAGCUGGCAGCAACACGGCACAAGGCAGAAGAGAAGCGAGCAGUGGCAGAAGCCAAGAGAAAUCGCCAAGCCGCUAAAACUGAACAACAAGCUGAUUACAUUCGGAGAACUGGCAGAAUCCCGUCCACUUUUUCUUUCCGUAGUUGUUCUUUUUGUACAUGAGUUGUGAGAUUCCUUCUUUUUGAAAUCUUCAUUGUAAAGUAACAAUGGCCACAUGGUAUCAUGUGAUUUCCAGGUGCCCAAUUGCCUCCUCAAGCCUUCAACCUGUCAUCCAUGGUUCCCUAGCCAGUCAGAUAUCUAAGAUCCACAUGGUUCCCUAGCCAGUCGAUAUCAGAGAGAGCGGAUCUUACUUACUUAAAAUUAAAGCAAUAUAAUUCACAAUUUGGAUGAAA